AUGCUUAUGAACUCAGCAACUAAGGACCAGACCACCUUCACGGCGUCCCUCUAUGGUGGCUCUUUCGGCGGCAUGGCGCUGGCCCUCAUCAUGGUGAUCCUGGCCUCAUUGCCGCUCUGCUGUGGGGUUUUGAAGCAGUACGGGAAGAUCAUUGCUGGCAUCACCAUCGUGCUUGGAUUGCUCUCCUUGGUGGUUCCCCUCUUUGGCUCCAUGGGCGCCUGCGGGCCUUUCGUGGACGCCAUCUGCAGCGAGCGCUGCAGCGGCUACGAGUGCACGGCAACUGAGAGGGACGACAUGUCGUCAGUCUGCAACGCGCUGGGCUUCCUGGUGGUCUACAUCGGCGCCUUUGGCUGGGCCACCUGCGUCCUGGGCAUCGUGGCGGCUGCACUGGGCUGCUGCGUCUGCUGUGGCUGCUGCAAGGCCAAGAUGGACGGGCCCGCGCCAGGGGGUGGGCCAACCGUGGUGGUGGGGGCUGUGCAGCAGCCGGCAUGA
Symbiodinium natans is the source of this 492-nucleotide messenger RNA. The record is from the annotation of a GenBank genome assembly. Lineage: Eukaryota; Dinophyceae; Suessiales; Symbiodiniaceae.